ACGUGUCUAGGGUUAGUUUUAGCGAUUGAGUCUUCAGCCAACAUGGCGAGCGCGGGGGGAGAGGCAGGCUCUGCGGGAGUUGGUGGCGAGGAAGCUUUUCAGAUUUUUUACACUGAGGUAAAACAAAUUGAGAAGCGAGAUUCAGUUUUAACACCAAAGCAACAAAUUGAAAGACUAACCCGGCCUGGUUCAUCUUAUUUUAAUCUUAAUCCUUAUGAGGUGUUACAGCUUGAUCCAGAAGCAACAGAUGAAGAAAUUAAGAAAAGAUUUAGACAGCUAUCCAUUUUGGUUCACCCGGACAAAAAUCAAGAUGAUGUAGAGCGGGCUCAAAAAGCGUUUGAAGCUGUUGAUAAAGCCUAUAAGAUGCUUCAGGACAGUGACCAGAAGAAGCGUGCUAUUGAUGUGAUCCAUGCAGGAAAAGAGUAUGUGGAACAUAUGAUGAAGGAAAAGAAGAAGCAACUAAAGAAAGAAGGAAAGCCUUUGAUGGUUGAAGAAGAUGACCCUGAAAUGUUCAGACAAGCUGUGUAUAAGCAGACUAUGAAACUAUUUGCUGAGCUGGAAAUAAAGAGAAAAGAGAGAGAGGCCAAGGAAAUGCAUGAAAGAAAAAGACAACGAGAAGAAGAAAUUGAAGCACAAGAAAAAGCCAAGCGUGAGAGAGAGUGGCAGAAAAAUUUCGAGGAAACACGAGAUGGACGUGUAGAUAGUUGGCGAACAUUUCAAGCAAAAGGAAAAAGCAGCAAAGAGAAGAAAAAUCGUUCAUUUCUGAAGCCACCAAAAGUAAAAAUGGAGCAGCGAUAAGUAACAUAUUGGACAUGAUGGGAUGAGGGAAAAACGGCUCUAGUGCUUUUGCAAAAGACAAACUGUAUAGAAUAGAAUGCACUAUUCCCGUAUAAAAUGAUACAACUUUGUACAAGAAACAAUUGUACUAUUAAAACAUUGCUCAUUUUUGAUGUGCUCAACGGAUUGAAUUUUCGGGAGAUUUUUUUUUUUUUGUUUGUUUUGUUUACUAUUUAACUCCAUAAGUUGGUUUGAACUAAAUUGUUACUUUUUAUCCUGUAUUUCUUUUACAUGAACAAACUGUAUAUAGAUAAAACUUAUAAAUUGUAACAAAUCAUUCGUAUAGUCCAGUUUCUUCAAAAAGUCACUUGAUAUUAAACAAUGAUUUUAAAAGAGUUUUGACUUGGCAUUUUAAUAUCUUAUCCCUAAUUACUGUAAAACAUUGAAAGGAAAUCGGCAUACAGUACAGGAUUCUAUUGGCUCAGGAUAUUUAAAGAGUUUGUCAGUUGUACAGGCUCAGUCUAGAGGAUUGUGCAUGUUCACUCCUGUGUUGCUUUAUCAGGCAUGAAAACAUUUGUGAAAAGCAAGUGAGAAAUGAUGAGAAAUUUUGGAUGUUUUUCAAUAUUCAUAUAGAACGUAUUCUCAAGUGGUGCUUAGUUAAGUACAAACUUAUAAUCUUACAAUGUUUGUUUUUAUCUUUGACACACUUUUUUUUUUUUUUUUACACUAAAGGUAUGUUAGUUUCAUUCAAUUACUUUAAAUUCUAUUGCAUAAUAACAGUUUUUUGCUUCCCCGCUCACCGAUGGAGUAAAAUAAUAUUUAAUAGAACUAAUCGGGAUAUACCAAAUAUAAGAAAUACUGCGAUGAACAGAAACAAAAUAGUUUCUUCUUUUAAGAUAGCUAUUAAGUAGAACUUGCAUUCCACAGUGCAUGCUGAACCUAGACCUGCAGUACUACUACUGUAUUUAAAAUGUUAUCUGUCAGGGUAUGCCCGCCAGACUACCCCCCCCACUCUCCUCUCCCUUUUGUGAAGUCUGUGAAAAUAAUUUAAUAGAUCGUUUUUGAAAUCCCCAGUAAUUAGUUUAAACACACUUUGUUGUGGACAGGAGUAUUCUAAAGAAAUGAUGUGUUCAUUUUUGAUUUUUAUUUUUAGGAUUCUAAACUGUGUUUAAAGCUUUAGACUAGCAAUAAAUAAAUGAAUGAAUUAAGACCUUAA
Molecule: messenger RNA, 1993 nt
Organism: Polypterus senegalus (gray bichir)
Lineage: Eukaryota; Metazoa; Chordata; Cladistia; Polypteriformes; Polypteridae
Gene: dnajc8
Product: DnaJ (Hsp40) homolog, subfamily C, member 8
Exons: 9
Coding region: 43-798 (251 amino acids)
Cellular component (GO): nucleus
Source: RefSeq, a predicted model, not a curated record